AUGGCUAUUUUAUCCUCUUUUAAUUUACUUUUUUUAAGAAUCAGUCUUCUGUUAACAUUAGCUUUCUACUGUUUAAAAGAUGUCAAUAUAAUUUUAAAUAAUUCAUAUUUUGAUGUUUUGACACAAGCAAUGAAUCUUCCAGCCAUUCAAAUGUCUCGUUUCAGUGGUCAAUUGGGAUUCUUUAGUGUUCUCUUUGUAUUAUUAGCAAUUAAUGAUUUGAUCCCACUAUUGGAAGAUAAUAAACAAUAUUUUUUUUCAGUGGUUCCAGUAAGAUUAACCGUGUUUUUCAUUUUGACUACAGUUUCAUACUGGGGUCAAGAUUAUUACUAUUUACAUAACAAUGUUGUCUUUAUUUAUUCAUUUGCUGAGGUUUGGUUAAAUUUCUUAAUUUAUACAUCUAUUAGAGAAGAGAGAAAUGCAGAUAUCAUAAUUCAAAAGAAGGCCUUAUCUGAAGCUGAAUUAAUCAAUUAA
Messenger RNA from Arxiozyma heterogenica, 471 nucleotides. It is a transcript of the gene ILM1, whose product is annotated as Ilm1p. The record is from RefSeq and is a predicted model, not a curated record. Lineage: Eukaryota; Fungi; Ascomycota; Saccharomycetes; Saccharomycetales; Saccharomycetaceae. The transcript has a single exon. Bases 1 to 471 code for a protein of 156 amino acids.